Molecule: messenger RNA, 3746 nt
Organism: Amaranthus tricolor (Joseph's coat)
Lineage: Eukaryota; Viridiplantae; Streptophyta; Magnoliopsida; Caryophyllales; Amaranthaceae
Product: probable LRR receptor-like serine/threonine-protein kinase At1g12460
Exons: 2
Coding region: 884-3523 (879 amino acids)
Biological process (GO): protein phosphorylation
Molecular function (GO): ATP binding; protein kinase activity; receptor serine/threonine kinase binding
Source: RefSeq, a predicted model, not a curated record
AGUCAAUAUCCCGUUCAGUUGAAAUUUUCAAAGUCACAUUUUUUAAAGCUUGGAGUUUCUAGAAGCAAAGCCCAUACUUCAAUUCCAUUCUAUUCUCACUCAACUCCAAUUUUUCUCUCACUUCAUUGAAUUGUAGUUGUUGAGGCAGUUUAAUAUGAUGAUCAAUACAAUAUGCAGUGUUCAUCAAACUGUUAAAUGUAAAUGCCAAUUGCCAUGGUUGUUGGGAAAUCUGUGCAAAAUUUAAUAACACAUUUCUAAAUGCUGUUUUCCUCACAAACUUGUAUGGAAAAAGCUACCAAAAACAGUACAGUAAAGCAUGGGUCUUGUGUUAUUUUAGUUCAUUUUCCACAGUAAAAUAUACAAAGAUAGAGAGAGAAACAAGGGCACAUGGGCAUUUAUCAGUUUGUGGCCACCAUUGUUGUAUUUGUGAGCUUUUUUUGGUUUCAAUUCCUUACUUUCCAGUCAUAACCCACCAUUUUUUCAGUUCACCCACAUAUAUCUUGCUCUUCUUUUAACCCUAAUUAAUGUGUUCUUUUCAAGAAAUUUCUACCUAAACCCAAUUUGUGUUACUCAUAAAUGUAAAAUGUAACCCACCCAUUAAUGACUAGUUGCUUUUAUUGCCGUUGAUUAUCAUUUUGGACCACUUUAAAUUGACUACUUAAUACCCUUUUUUUAUAUUGAAAGAAAGAAUGUCAGUACUUGUAUUGUUGUUAUUAUAUAGUUGUCAUAUUUGUCUUGCUCUUCCUUUUUGCAGAUUCCAUCAUUUAGCAGUAAAGUUCUCACAUAAACCCUCAAAAAUUAUGUUAAUUUGAUCUGGGUUUUGUUUAUUAACAAGUAUAAUGUGGAUUAAGGGAGUUAGGUAAUUUUUAUUAUCAUUUUGAUCAUGAGAAAAUCUGAAAAACAGAACUUUGAAAUGGUUCUUCUUUUGCUCUUUUUCUUGCUUCUGGAAUUAAUACUUGUUUGCCCAGCAACUGAAAAGGAAAAAGAGAUUUUGCUGCAGUUUAAGAGCAAUGUAUCAAAUGACCCACUAAAUGUAUUGAGUUCUUGGGUUGUUUCUUCUGAUCCUUGCCAAAAUUUCACUGGUAUAACAUGUGAUUCUAACCAGAAUGUUGCUAGGAUUGUGUUAUGGAAUACUAGUCUUUCUGGUGUUUUAUCACCUGUAUUAUCUGGGUUACCUUCUUUGCGCUCUAUUACUUUGUUUGGUAACAGAUUUACUGGUAAUAUCCCAGAAGAGUAUGGAAAGAUUAAAACUUUAUGGAAGUUGAAUUUGAGUUCCAAUGCCAUUUCUGGGUCAAUCCCAGAUUUUUUAGGGCAGUUGGAGAAUUUGAGGUUCUUGGAUUUGUCAAAAAAUGAUUUUUCUGGUGAAAUUCCACCUAAAUUGUUUGCAAAUUGUGGGAAAAUGAAGUUCAUUUCUUUGUCUAGCAACAAUCUCACUGGUACAAUUCCUGAUUCUGUGAUCAGUUGUUCUAGUCUUAUUGGUUUUGAUGCUUCUUAUAAUGUUCUAAGUGGUAAUAUUUCUUCUCAAUUUUGUGAUUUGCCCAAUUUUGCUUUCUUAUCCUUGAGGAGAAAUAUGUUUGCUGGAAGUGUUGAAGGGAAGUUAUCUGGUUGCAAUAGUUUAGAGUUUUUGGAUCUUAGUAGUAAUAUGUUCAAUGGAGAGGCCCCAUUUGAUAGUUUUGGAAUGGUAAAUAUGACUUAUUUCAAUAUUUCCCAUAAUGGGUUUCAAGGGAAGAUUCCAGAAAUCAUUAUCUGCAGCCAAAGAAUGAGCUUUUUUGAUGCAUCAUGGAAUGAUUUGGAUGGAGUUAUACCUUCAUGGAUUGCAAGCUGUGAAAAUUUAAGAACAUUGGACUUGGAGAACAAUAAGUUAAUUGGGAAUAUUCCAAAGGGCAUUGGGACUUUGAAGAGUCUUUCUGUUAUUCGAUUGGGGAAUAACUCGAUUGAUGGGGCGAUUCCAGCCGAAAUUGGGGAUAUUGAGCUAUUACAAGUUCUCAAUUUACACAAUCUCCGUCUUCAUGGUCGAAUUCCUAGUGAAAUCGCUCAUUGUCGAUUUCUUCUUCAAAUGGAUGUUUCUGGUAAUGUAUUAAAAGGUGAAAUACCUCAAACCUUGUAUAAUAUGACAUACCUUUUGAAACUUGACCUUCAUAAGAAUAAGCUCAGUGGUAGCAUUCCAUCAAGUAUAGGAAACCUUUUAGGGAUCCAGUGUCUGGAUCUUUCGGAGAAUUCACUCUCUGGCCCGAUCCCUACCUCACUAGGGAAUCUCGGGAAGUUGAUCUAUUUUAAUGUUUCAUACAACUCUUUGUCCGGGGAAAUCCCUCAACUUUCAAACAUCACAAAGUUCGGGAAUACAGCAUUUUUUCAUAAUCCUCGGCUGUGUGGCCGUCCUCUAGGAAACUGCGCAGGGACGAAGUCUAAAAGAGCGAAGGCUCUGACAGUGUCUGCAAUCGUUGCAAUCAUUGCUGCUGCUCUUAUCCUAAUAGGGGUUUGUAUAGUUACGAUAUUAAAUAAACGAGCACGAAAGAAAAGGGCAGUAGUUGAGGCCAUGGUUUUGGAAAGCACUCCUUUGGCUUCAACAGAAACAAAUGUUAUUAUUGGAAAGUUGGUUUUGUUCAGCAAAAGAUUACCUUCUAAAUAUGAAGAUUGGGAGGCUGGUACCCGAGCUUUGCUUGACAAAGAACGGAUUGUUGGCGGUGGGUCCCUUGGUACGGUGUAUAGAACCAGUUUCGAAGGUGGGAUUUCGAUUGCAGUAAAAAAGCUCGAAACUUUGGGAAGGAUCAAAACCCAAGAGGAAUUCGAGCAAGAAAUAGGAAGAUUAGGAAAUAUCCAACAUCCCCACUUGGCGAUUUUUCAAGGUUAUUACUGGUCUUCCACUAUGCAGCUGAUCCUUUCGGAAUUUAUUCCGAAUGGUAACCUGUAUGAAAAUUUGCACAGCUUAAACUACGCUAGCUCGAGCACUCAAGGUGGAAAUAGCGAAUUGGAUUGGGGAAGAAGGUUUCAGAUUGCCCUCGGAACUGCUAGAGCGCUCGCUUAUCUUCAUCAUGAUUGUAAGCCCCCGAUUCUACAUCUUAAUUUAAAGUCCACAAACAUACUCUUGGAUGAAAAUUACGAGCCCAAGUUAUCCGAUUAUGGGCUAUUGAAGCUUCUACCCAUGUUUGAUAAUUACGGUCUUACGAAGUUUCAUAAUUCAGUAGGGUAUAUUGCUCCCGAGUUAGCUCAAAGUGCAAUGGGAAGUGAUAAGUGUGAUGUAUAUAGUUACGGGGUUGUGUUGCUGGAACUGGUUACUGGGAGGAAGCCUGUUGAGAGCCCAUCGUCCAGCGAAAUUGUUGUUUUGUGUGACUAUGUAAGAGAGCUGUUGGAAAGAGGGUCAGCAUCUGAUUGCUUUGAUCAAAGGUUGCGGAGUUUUGCUGAAAAAGAGCUGAUUCAGGUUAUGAAGUUGGGGCUCUAUUGUACUGCUCCGGUCCCUUCGAGGAGACCUAGCACGGCUGAAGUUGUCCAGUUCCUCGAGUCGAUUAGGAAUCACAGUAUUUGAAAUUAAAACAGGGCGGUUUCAUGUGGGAUCGUGUUGUUCAUCAGUCGUUGUGCUAAGAAGCAACAGUUUAGCCGAAGGGAAAUUGGGAUAGUCUGAAGCAACAGCCAACAGGUAGGGAGUUAGGAGAACAGCAAUGAUUCUUUGUAUUCUUUUUGUCUUCAAAUUUAAGCCUAUUGUUGUUCACACUCUAUUUUCAUUAAUAAAUUCAUUCAUUUUUUUUGUA